AUCAAAUAUCAUGUAAGCGGUGUUCUCAUCGUUUUAUCAAUGAAAGCUAUUCAAGAGAAAUGAAGGAGUUGAAGCGUCUAUUUCGGCAUAAUUGUUUUAAAUUCUUAUGCUGUCUACUUUAUUAGGAAUGAAAAUAGUACAUGACUGACAGUAUGGCUGCGAUGGAAGUAGAUGAGGCACCGACUGAGGAAGUUCCAGAAGGAAAUCCUGAAGAGUUAACGAGAAAUCCAACUGCAUUAAAAGAAGCUCAUGAGGAAAUGGCUACUUUGGAUGUACUUGUUUGUGGACAGUGUCAUGAAGCUUAUCAUUUCUUGGAAGAAUUUAAAGACCACAAGGAGAAAAAGAAUUGCACAGGCAAAUCACCAGUGAGAGAUAGUAAUGAAAGCAAAGCUCAAGUAUGGGCAUUCCUUUUAUGGAAGUGUGCAUCUGCUCGAGAUGGGUCGACAUCAGUAGAUAACAGUUGGAAGCUUUACCAGCAAUGGUGUCGUAUGCCAGAAGCACAACGCACUACUUGGAUUACUGCUGGAUCUAAUGUGCAGUCCUUGUCUAAGUUUGCUCAUGCUAAAGUGAUGGAAGUGAAAUCUGAUGAUCAACUUGUUCCUGUUCAGACGACAACUGGUGAUGUGAAAAGAAGAGGCAGGCCAAAGAAAAAACAGGAAGAGACUGAACCUCAGCCAUCUGGAGAGGAGAGCGAUGAUAAGUCAAACAAAGCUGUUUCCAAACCAAUUAUUUCAACAGCUAAAGUGAAGCAGGAGGAUAACGAAAGCAUCCGCGGUGCGCAAGAGCGUGUUCCAGCGGCGGAGCGUAUUGCGCGGCGGACGGAGCGGGAUGCGGCACCUGGAGAGGUCUCGCAGCAGUUUGUGGUUGAGAAGAUUUUGGCAAAGAGGUUCAACCCACGGCGGAAGCAUUAUGAAUAUCUGCUCAAGUGGGAGGGUUAUCCGCAUGAGCAGAACACAUGGGAGCCAGUAGAAAAUAUGGAUACAUGCAAACACUUGCUGGAGGCAUUCGAGAAACAACUUGCCAGGCAGAAAGAGCUUAAGGCGCUAAGGGCACAACAACAAGCUCAAAAUACAGUUCAGGUAAAGCAAACCAGUACUCCAUUGCCGCAAGUCGUUAAACAGAUGGUGAAGAAAAAUGAAUCUCCCACAUUAACUCCUACAGGUCGCCUACAACGUAGCAGUAAGGCCCGUGCCUUAGACCAAGUGAAAGCUUGGUGUGGCAACGCAGACGAUGAACCUCCCAGCAAACGGGUCAGGCAUUCUUCUGACAAUGACUACUCCGAACCUGAUGAACCCAAAGUGGAAGUAAGAAGUGUCGUGAACGGUCAGCCGUCUCCAAAGUCAUCAUCAGUGGACCCAGAAUUGGUAAAGUCGCUAGGACUAAGUGGCAAAGGGAUGCCUAACAUUAAGGGUGUCAUCAAAGUUGACCCUAAACACAUGCCUAGCUUGAGUACAGGUGUGUACAUAAUGUCAAAAAGCUCUGGUAUUAUGAAGAUCAACUCACCUGGAAAAAUUGGACCCGGUCUAAAUAUAGACCAAGAAGUUAUCAAGAAGCAGAUUAUGGCUGCCAAACAGAAAAAAAUGGAAGAAAACAGAAAACAGUCGAUGUCGUCACCAACUACACAGGUGAAGAAAACAUAUGGACCAGCAGGGCAACAGGUGACCGAGAAGACCAUAAUCACUCCGUCUGGACAGAAGAUUAUACAGAGGACGAUACAAAGGCCUGUUCAAUCUUCAGGGUCUGAUGGGAAGUCACCCGUAACGAUAUUAAACAAGAAGUUGGCACAGUCCCAGAGCGCGGGUGACAGCCUGUUACGUCGAGGUGGGACCAUGAGGGGUCGCGGCCGAGGUUCAUUCUCACUCUCGCCCGCCGUACGGCUUAAGGAGAAGUCUGUCUCGUUCGAUUUUGAUAAGUGGAGCACAUCGUCAGAGUCGUCUGACGGCGUGGAAGACCCCUUCCCUAAGGAGCUGGGUCCGAUUCCGCCGACCAGCCCCGAUCGGCCGCUGACCCUCUGCCCUCGGACGGGCAAACGUCUGGCCAGGGCGGAGAACGAGCCCACGCCACCGCCCACGCCUUCGCCGCCGCCCACGCCUCCGCCCGACACGCAGGCGCAGGGCACUAUGCUUAUGAAGGUGGAAAUGUCACCUGGUGGUACAACGGGAAUAGUUGUGCAAGGAGACGGUGCUCAGCCCUCACUACCAAUGCUGACAGACGAAGAUGGUACGGAGGUAAAAGUAGAGUCAAGUGCAGUGAAGCAAUUAUUAGAAGAGGGAGUAGGCGAGGAUGAGACUGAAGAAGUGGGACUGCAAUUACAUACGGGACAUCCGCUCAUGAUACGAGGGGAAGAUGGGGUACUCUACCAGGUCGCGGGUGAAAACGAAGCUGGUCAGACUUUACUAGUGGCAGCGGAAGGCGUAGAGGGCACAGAGGAGGGAGCGGGGGAAGGAGACGGGGAAGGCGUUAUGUACGUCACGAGGGAGGAUGGACAGACGUUAUUAGUAUCGACGCAAGGCGUACAAGGUACCGUCGAGGGAGUAGAAGGUGGAGCUGAAGGGGAGGGGGAGGGAGUUACAUAUGUCACCAGAGGAGAAGAUGGACAGGACGUGCUAACAAUAGACCCAGGGCAACUGGCAGCUCUGCUCCCGGGCGGGGAGGCGGGAGGUCUGCAGCAGGUGGCCGUGCAAGUGGAGGGCGAGGGGGGGGAGGACGCCACGCAAGUCAUUGCGCAGCUCGUGCAGGCCGAUCUUCCUUCGCCAGGUGGAACGCGACGUGUAGUUCUGCUAUUACCCGAUGGAAGCUUUACAAUGACCGAAUUGGACAAGGAGCAAUACGAAUCGAUCACUGAGGCUGGCAAGACCCAGGAGUAAUGACUGAUUUAACAUAAGUUCGUAAUUAAUGUUGUGGAUUUUUUAAGUCGGUUAAAAGAACUAUUGCUUCUGUUAUGAGAUGUCAGUUCUUAAAUUGUGUAUAGCUCUGAAAGUGCUAUGUUUAUUGACAUGCUAAAAUAAUAUAAGUUAUUGUUAAUAGAGAAAUGUUAAGUGUUCUAUUAAAUGGAUAUGAAAAAAUAUAGUUUAAAUUAAUCCGUAAUAAGUAAAAUGUUUUUAUGUGUGAACUAUUAGAUGUGCCACAUGAGUGAAACAUACAUAAAUUGUUAAUUUUAAAAGUUUUAUCAAUUUCACAAAAAUAAAUUCAUCAUAUUUACUGUAUUAAAAUCAAAAUAAAUUUUCAUAUUUGUAAUUUAUUUUAUACAAGAUAGUUUAUCUUGAUCUAAAGAAAAAAUUGCAGAGAGAUUCUCGUGUAUACAUUUUCGUUUUAAAAAUUAACAAAAAUCUUCAAACUUAAGAUUAAUUAUUAAUAAUUACUAGGAUUAGAGUUAAUAUGGUGUGAAUUAUCAUGGUAAGGUAAUGAUUCUGAAACGUAACGUACGUGACGUAAGAGCUGACUCUUACGUAACGUACGUGACGUAAGAGUUGACUCUUAUAGGGUAUCAGAAAGGCUAAAUCUGAAAUUAACGACCUUAUUUCCAUACAAACAAUGGUCCAUGGUAAUAAGUACCUUACUAAUUUCUACAUUUUAUUUUAUAAUUAAAAAAUAUAUUUUUUAAUUUUUUAAAUAAAUUAAAAAUCUAGUUAUUUCCGUUCAAUUAAGUUAAGGCAACUUUGGUUGUCACCAACCCGAAAUGUCAGGUUUUAUUUAGACCGUUAUGUUAUACUGACCUCACUUGAAAUUGAUAAAAACCUGUUUUAAAUUAAUUUUAAUACUUUAUAUUUGAAUAAUUUUAACGGUAAUUUGGCAUUGUUAAAAACAAAGUGAGGAAAUCCAUGGCAUGGUUUAAACAUAUAAAUCGACCACCAAUGGGUUUCUAUGGGCUGUGACGACUGCCUUUUUGGGCGUCCCGCGGGCUUUUCUGCCUCCCAAAUAUGUUUAAAAAAAACUUGCCUAUUAUGAAAAUAAUUUUCAAGAAACAGAUAUCUGAGGCUAAGACUUUUUUAGUUUUACAGCUACUGCUUCUUUUGUAUUUUACUCAAUUAAAAUAUUCAAAUUCACACAAUUUCUAAGUGUAUAUUUAAAAAAAUAGUCCCAAUUCAUGGCCUCACAAAUGAUGGAGUUCAUACUAAACUGUAUAAAAAGUGGCAUUGAACCAUCCAGUUAACAAACUGUCUGAACGUAAUAAAUUCUAUUUUCACUUUUGACUUCUAGAAAAAGUAUUUCUACAUUUUUUAAAUACAGAGAUGACAUUUUAUUAUAUUUUAGCCUCAUAAAAUUCAUUUGCAUGACUAUUUUCUAUAUGAAUAUUAGCUCAGCUUAUUAUUUUAAAAUGUAAGAAUUCUACAAUUUAGCUUAAAGUAGACAUGUGUUUAUCAUAAAUACAACAAUGACUUCAUAUUUUACAUAUUGUAUAUAAUUAUACAUUGUAAAUAAACAUCUAAUUAACUGAAACUAUGACAAGUGAAAAAAUAUAUAUAAAAAAUGCGCGAUAAUACAUAAAAUUCGGUGACCAAUGUUAAUAUAGAUAGAAGUGACUUAUAGUAGCUGUUAUAAUUAAAUAGUAGAUAGUAAUAGUUUCUGAACUAUCAAAAUAAAUAUAUAAAUAUGAUAGUGGUCAUUUUUAUUGUGCUGAGAGUUUUCCCGAAAAAAAUAUUUUGGGCUGGUCUCAUCACUUGCCUAUAAAGAUAAUAAUAUAAAUAGGAUGUAAAAAUAAGUAAAACAGAUAAUAAAAAUGUCUGUCUUGCAAUGAGGAUUUCAUUGUUUUCUAUAGUAAUUGAGUUGCCAAUAUAUUAGUGGUGUAUUGGUCAUAGUUAUAGGCGAUAAAAAUGUCUUCUGACCAUUUGUAAUAUAAUGAGUAAUUUCAUUUUUUAAAUAAAUUUUAUUUAAAAUAA
Molecule: messenger RNA, 4880 nt
Organism: Pieris rapae (cabbage white)
Lineage: Eukaryota; Metazoa; Arthropoda; Insecta; Lepidoptera; Pieridae
Gene: Chro
Exons: 22
Coding region: 141-2867 (908 amino acids)
Biological process (GO): chromatin organization; negative regulation of transcription by RNA polymerase II
Cellular component (GO): pericentric heterochromatin
Molecular function (GO): chromatin binding
Source: RefSeq, a predicted model, not a curated record